AUGGCGCUGACUUGCGACUGCCCGAUGUCGCAGCCAGGGCCGACGCUGGCAGCGACUUGCGGCGGUGGCGCCUUUAUGUUGUUCAUGGGACUGUUGGAGGUGUUCCUGCGAAGCCAGUGCGACCUAGAGGACCCUUGCGGCAGAACACAGUUCCGGAGUCACAUGGACUCGGUGUACGAUUUCAUCGUGAUCGGCGGCGGGUCGGCGGGCUCUGUGGUGGCGUCGCGCCUCUCCGAAGUGCCGCAAUGGAGGGUGUUGCUGCUAGAAGCAGGUUUCGACGAGCCAACUGGAGCGCAGGUGCCGUCCAUGUUCCUGAACUUCAUCGGGUCCAGCAUCGAUUGGGGAUACAGCACAGAGCCUGAGCCAGCCGCCUGCCUGGGAGAGGAGGGGCGCCGCUGUUACUGGCCGAGGGGAAAGGUACUCGGCGGCACAUCCGUGAUGAACGGCAUGAUGUACAUGCGGGGUUCCCGCAAGGACUACGACUCGUGGGCAGAAGCCGGUAUCGAGGGCUGGUCCUACGACGAUGUGCUGCCAUUCUUCCUGAAAUCCGAAGACAACAAACAGCUGGACAAAAUGGACAGUGGCUUCCAUGCUACAGGGGGACCGUUGACCGUCGCACAGUUCCCGUACCAUCCACCGCUGAGCUACAGUCUCAUUAAGGCAGCAGAAGAAAUAGGUAACGAGUUCCGCGACUUGAACGGCGAAAGUCACACCGGCUUCUCCAUCGCUCAGACCACCAACCGCAACGGGUCUCGAUUGAGCGUCGCUCGAGCGUUCCUGAGGCCCGCCCGCGAUCGGCACAACCUGCACGUCAUGCUCAACGCCACCGUCACCAAGAUCCUCAUCAACCAGACCACCAGGCAGGCCUACGCAGUACAAGUCAGGAACAGUCAUGGCGGCACCGAGACUAUCUUCGCUAACAAUGAAAUCAUUUUGAGUGCGGGCGCAGUGGCAUCACCUCAAAUUCUACAGCUAAGCGGCGUUGGAGAUCCCGCAGUACUGCGACGCGCCGGAGUUACUCCCAUAGUCCCACUACUGGGCGUGGGCCGCAACCUGCACAACCACGUGGCACACUUCCUCAACUUCCGCGUCAACGACAAUGAUACUGCCCCGCUCAACUGGGCUACCGCUAUGGAGUACCUUCUGUUCAGGGACGGACUGAUGGCUGGCACCGGUAUAUCUGAAGUGACUGGUUUCAUCAACACCAAAUACGCGGACCCAGCGGGCGACAAUCCAGACAUUCAGAUAUUCUUCGGGGGCUUCCUGGCGGAUUGUGCCAAGACUGGAAUGGUAGGAGAGCGGAUCGGGAAUGGAUCCAGGAGCAUACAGAUUUUCCCCACGGUGCUGAGGCCCAAGAGUAGAGGCCGCUUGGAGAUCGCCUCUGCCGAUCCAUUUGCCUAUCCCAAGAUAUAUGCCAAUUACCUUACCCACCCUGACGACGUGAAGACAUUAGUGGAGGGCAUCAAAUUCGCCAUCAAACUGUCAGAGACGAAAGCACUCAAACGUUACGGGGUGAAACUGGACAAGACGCCAGUGAAAGGAUGCGAGAAGAUCAAGUUCGGAUGCGACGCUUACUGGGAGUGCGCCGUCAGAAUGCAGACAGCGCCUGAGAACCAUCAGGCCGGGUCCUGCAAGAUGGGGCCUCGGGGAAACCCACUUGCAGUCGUAGAUAAUUUACUACAGGUGCAAGGCGUGGACAGAUUGCGCGUAGCGGAUGCCAGCGUGCUGCCCGCCGUCACGUCCGGGAACACCAACGCGCCCGCCGUCAUGGUGGGGGAACGGGCCGCCGACUUCAUCAAGCAACGCUGGCUGCAGGUACACUCGCGCGCUGUCUCGAUCACGAUGCGGAUGACAAAUUGCAACUAAAACAAAUGCAAUUCAAUUCAUUAUUCAAUCAAUGAAAUGCUCUC
Molecule: messenger RNA, 1910 nt
Organism: Chilo suppressalis (striped riceborer)
Lineage: Eukaryota; Metazoa; Arthropoda; Insecta; Lepidoptera; Crambidae
Source: the annotation of a GenBank genome assembly